UUCACUAAUGACACUUCUGCUUGUCCUUCUUAGGAGAGAUUUUCAGAUAGAAAACAAAAAGAAAUUAUUCUGUUGUGACAAAAAUUAAUGCAUAUUCCAUUUUACUUUGAAUUAAUACCAAGUUUUUGUUCUUAUUUCUGUAAUCAAUCUGAUUCUGUAGCAUAAAUAAGUCUUACACAAUGUCACUGCGCCCAGAUGACCAUAGGCGAAAAUGGGACAAGGCCGAGUAUCAAAAACUAGCCCAGGAACGCUUAAAAACAGUAAAAGACCCCAGCGAAGAAGAACCUGUACAGAGGGAGAAUCUCAAGCGACGUGACUACAAAGUCGAUUUAGAUAGUAAAUUGGGCAAGAGCGUUGUUAUCAACAAGAACACACCAACCUCCCAAUCAGGUGGUUAUUAUUGCAAUGUUUGUGACUGUGUUGUUAAGGAUUCCAUCAAUUUCUUGGAUCACAUCAAUGGCAAAAAACAUCAACGUAAUUUGGGAAUGUCGAUGAAGGUCGAACGCAGCACAGUUGAUCAGGUUAAGGAGCGUUUUCAGCAAAAUAAGAAAAAAAUGGAAGAAAAGAAAAAAGAUUACGAACUCGAGAAAAGAUUGCGAGAAGCCAAAGAAGAAGAAGAACGCUACAAGGAACACAAAAAAGAGAAGAGAAAAGAUAGAAAACGAAAAGCUGAAGAAGACUUCAGUGCAGAUAUGCCAGGUGAUAUUGCUGCCAUUAUGGGUUUCUCUGGCUUUGGAGGAUCCAAAAAAAAUAUAUAAAACAAAACAAACAAAAGUAUGUUCUUUGUUCAAAUACAUUUAUUAUAAAUAUAUGAUUAUUAAAAUUAGAUUAGGAAAAAUGAAAAUGGUUAAAACACAGAUUUUAAAAUUAAAGCCAAAAAAACAUA
Eupeodes corollae is the source of this 886-nucleotide messenger RNA. Its product is annotated as zinc finger matrin-type protein 2. The transcript has 2 exons. Gene Ontology annotation, cellular component: spliceosomal complex; U4/U6 x U5 tri-snRNP complex. Lineage: Eukaryota; Metazoa; Arthropoda; Insecta; Diptera; Syrphidae. The coding region runs from base 180 to 758 and encodes 192 amino acids. The record is from RefSeq and is a predicted model, not a curated record. Gene Ontology annotation, biological process: mRNA splicing, via spliceosome. Gene Ontology annotation, molecular function: nucleic acid binding; zinc ion binding.